This is a messenger RNA of Geosmithia morbida, 1962 nucleotides long. RefSeq names its product 6-phosphofructo-2-kinase. Gene Ontology annotation, molecular function: ATP binding; 6-phosphofructo-2-kinase activity. Bases 1 to 1962 code for a protein of 653 amino acids. The transcript is spliced from 3 exons. Gene Ontology annotation, cellular component: cytosol. The record is from RefSeq and is a predicted model, not a curated record. Gene Ontology annotation, biological process: fructose metabolic process; fructose 2,6-bisphosphate metabolic process. NCBI's taxonomy places the organism in Eukaryota, Fungi, Ascomycota, Sordariomycetes, Hypocreales, Bionectriaceae.
AUGAAUGGUUAUCUGAGCCCAGGCACCGUGCAGAAGCCUCCUUCCCCUACAGAGUCCCUUUCCGAGAAGGAUGCGGCACAGCUGCUACUCGCCGCCCGCGAUGGUUUCGCUACCCAUCUGCCCCAGGCGGCAGCCAUGCACAAUAUUCAGGAUCUGACCGACACGCCAUCGAAUCCGCGGAGUGUUGAUUCCACGGCGCCGAACUCUCCCAGAAUCCCCCCUGUGCGACAAAACUCGGGCACCCAGACUCCCCGAGUGCGUCCGCAUGCCACGACCCUCAACAUUCCGGGAAUGACGCGCUCCAAGGUCUCACCCGAUGGCAGGAUUCCCGAGCGAGAUGUCGCCGCCAAGCUUGUCAUUGUCAUGGUGGGCUUGCCCGCUCGCGGCAAGUCAUACAUUACCAAGAAGCUGCAACGAUACCUGUCAUGGCAGCAGCACGAGACGAGAAUAUUCAACGUCGGGAACAGAAGGCGCAUUGCCACAGGCAAGCCCGCCGCUGUGCACCCCAGACUUGCCCCCGAGCCUGCUCGCCUCGACCCUCCCGUUGAGGCCGCCACCAUCCUCCUGAAUGGUCGGCCGGCCCACAAGGCGCAUCGCAAGGAGACAUCCUUCCUGCACGACCCUCCCUCUCUCGACCUGAAUGGCUCGGCCAAGGUCGACGGGGACGGCCGUCUCGGAGGAGAUGCCGCCGCCCACGACGAGAACGACCAGUCGGCCAAGUUCUUUGACCCCACCAACAAGAGGGCCGCCGAGGUGAGGGAGCAGGUCGCCAUGGAGACCCUGGACGAGCUGCUCGACUACCUGCUGGACGGCGGUGGUGCCGUCGGCAUCCUUGACGCCACCAACAGCACGAUCCAGCGUCGCCAGAACAUUGUCGACCGCAUCCAGGCGAGGGAGCCGAAUCUGGGCAUCCUCUUCAUCGAGAGCAUCUGCCGCGACCCGAACCUGCUCGAGGCCAACAUGCGCCUCAAGCUGUCUGGCCCCGAUUACAGGAACAAGGAUCCAGCCAAGUCAUUGGAGGACUUCAAGGCCCGUGUUGCCGCUUACGAGAGCGCCUACGAACCCCUCGGCGAGUAUGAGGAGGCGCGCAACUUGCAAUACAUUCAGAUGAUUGAUGUCGGCCGCAAGCUGGUCCAGAAUAGGCUCACGGGUUUCCUGAGCGGUGGCAUCAGCACCUACCUUGCCAGCUUCAACCUGUCGCCACGCCAGAUCUGGAUUACUAGGCAUGGCCAGAGCGUCGACAACGAGCUGGGCAGGCUGGGCGGCGACUCUCCAAUGACGGAGCGCGGCCACUGCUACGGCCAGGCCCUGUACAAGUUCAUCACGCACAAGCGCCGCGAGUGGCUGGCGGAGCAGCAGAGCAAGGUGGCCAAGGCGUCGUUCCCACCUCUGCCCGGCGACAACACCCCUCCCUACCCCGAGGCCAACCAGGAACUCGAAAAGAACUUUUGCGUGUGGACGUCCAUGCUGCAGCGCAGCGUCGAGACGGCCGAGUACUUUGACGCCGACGAUGACUACGACGUCAAGAACUGGGAGAUGCUCAACGAGCUCAACUCGGGCCAGUUCGAGGGCAUGACGUACGCUCAGAUCGCCCGCGACCACCCGGACGAGUUCAGGAAGCGUGCCGACGACAAGCUCAACUACAUCUACCCCGGCGUGGGUGGCGAGGGCUACCUCCAGGUCAUCAGCCGUCUGCGCGACAUGGUGCGCGAGAUUGAGCGCAUCACCGACCACGUCCUCAUCAUCGGUCACCGUUCCGUAUGCCGCGUCCUGAUGGCCUACUUCAUGGACCUGACGCGCAACGACAUCACCGACAUGGACGUGCCGCUGGGCGUCCUCUACGCCAUCGAGCCCAAGCCGUAUGGGAUCGAGUUCCACGCCUACCGGUACAAUGACGAAUCGGCUUGGUUUGACGAGAUGCCCAACUAUGUUCCUCAGAAGGCUUCCCGAGGAUCUUUCUAG